GAUCGUUGGCGGUUGGUAGCAAGUGGAAGUGGACUCAAGUCGGAAUACUCAUACGAUAUAUCAGCAUCAGAACAAUGACGCGUCUCGAGUGGCUGCUGCUCCUGGCGUGUGCCGCCAGCAUUGGAGCGGGUGUGGAGGCCGCCACAACUCAAAUGCAGAGACGACACCGGCACAGCAUCGUCGAGAGUGCACAAGCUUCACCUACAGCUGCCGCUCCAGCUGGCAACAGCGAUUGGGGAUUAGGACCGGAGCUGACAUUGGCCCGGCGUGUUUACGACGAUUGCCAGGGCAAGAACGACUUCGUUGGCUGCCUCAAGCAGAAGGCACUGCAUGCCUUGACGCGCGCCCUGGACCAGGACUCCAUUAAAAUUGUGGACGGUCUGGUGCUCGAGAAACAGAAUCAAAGCGACACUGAGAGCAUCAUUGGGUCGCUGACUGAUGCCAGGCAGUUCGGCAACCUGGCGCCCAUCGAUCGCGCUCUUCUCUCCAAGGCUGACAAACUUAUGCGCACCCAUGCGCUCAAAGUAGACAUGGACCUGGACUUGGACGUAGGCGUCGGUCGCGAGCAUGAGCAUAAGAAGAAGAAGCACAAAGACGGCGGACACAUCAAGUAUGUGAUUGCUGCCCUGCUAACGGCAAUGGGCAUUGCCGGUCCGCUCGGGCUGAAGGCGCUGGCCGCGAUUGCCGGCAAGGCGCUUGUGAUUAGCAAAGUCGCCCUGACCAUUGCAGGCAUUAUAGCGCUCAAGAAGCUCUUCUCGCACGAUCACAGCGAGGAGACCAGCUUCCAGGUGCACGCCGGCGAGCACAACAGACGCAACACGUACGUCAUCAGGCCAGUCUCGAAAACAAAUGCCGGCGUGGGCGUAACAGCUGCCGGCGGCAGCUCCCCGGUGGAUCCAUAUCGCUACUACUACGAGUACCACCAGAAGUAGACACAGAGCUCAGGUCUUUGCUCCAGUUGGGUGUGCGUGCGGUUGUGGGUUGUGGUUAUCGUCAUUAUCUAAAGCCGAUGCAGCUAGACUACCAAAGAAACGAGCCGAUCCGAAUGCAGUGAGGUCAAAUCCUUACAUCCUUGCAUGCUUUUGUGCGUUAAGAGACGGGCGCUAGCUCUUAUUGUAGCUCUUUAGUUUAAGUGUAAAAUAGGUUAUAUUCAAGUGGUUUUCACAUAAUAAACAAGUAUUAAGUGUUACAAAGUUGUUUUACAAAAUUCUUUAUUUUGAAUGAAAACUGAAAAUGCAGUGAUUCUAUAUCCAUGAGACAAUCGAUCGGUGCGAUCCGUUUUUGGAGUAGAUUAAAAGCGCAUUUCUAGUUUG
Drosophila navojoa is the source of this 1313-nucleotide messenger RNA. It is a transcript of the gene Osi21, whose product is annotated as Osiris 21. Gene Ontology annotation, cellular component: membrane. The record is from RefSeq and is a predicted model, not a curated record. Lineage: Eukaryota; Metazoa; Arthropoda; Insecta; Diptera; Drosophilidae.